AUGCCAUUAUAUAUCAAUCUUUCAUCCACAUUUAAUCUUUUCCUAGAUGAUAAUGGAUUAAAUCAUUUGGAUUUCUUUGAAAGUAAGGUUGCUCCAUUAAUAUCAAUAAGUCCUCAAUCAUCAAAUUAUUUCUUAAAGACAUUUUUCACCUUAGCUAUUACUAAUGAAAGUAUUCUGAAUGGGUUAGCAGCUUGGGGUGCUUUAUUUGAUAAUAAUCUUAAUGAUACUGAUAAAUAUGUUCAAAUGAAUAAGUACAUCGAACGAGGGAAUGCCUUAGUUGAAGCCACGUCUACCAAUGAUAAAUUUGAUUCCUUCGUAAAGUUAGCUUAUUAUCUAAUCUUAAUUGGUAUUCAAGUAUGUGCCGGAGAUACUAAACAUUGGCAUGAAUAUCUUCAAAAAUGUGUUAAAUUAUUCAAAGAUUAUGGUGGAUUAUCUAAAUUUUUAAAUGAUUUCACUUUUUCAAAUGAUUGUAAAUUUUUAGUAUCAAAUUUCCAAUUUCAUGAUAUAAUGUCAAGUGAAACUUUAAAGAAUGGUACCAUUUGUUCUAUGACCCAUUAUAAUGAUUUAUUCAAGUUUAAUAAGAUAUUAGAAUUAGAUAAUUAUGGUAUUGAUCCUUAUCAAGGAUGUAUACAAUCGAUUUAUUUAUUAUUAGGGGAAAUCAUGAAUACUUAUGUGGCAUUAAAAGAAGAACGAAUCAAUUUAAAUCAUUUAUUAAAUGAAUCUCAUAAUUCAAAUCCUGAUGCCAUAAAUAAUCUUCGAUUAAGUUAUUUCAAGAGAAUUAAUGAAAAAAUUACAGAAUUAGAUAAUAAGAUAGAUUUUUGUCAACCUAAUCAAAAUCAAUUAAAUCAAUUAUCAUAUGAAGAUCAAGCCAAUCACUUAAAGUUAUUCGAAUUAUACCGAAUCACUUGUAAAAUGUACUUAUUCUUAUACAUAAAGCAAACCCAACCUAUAUCAAGUGAAAUUCAAAAUUAUUUAAUUAAAGCUCAAACCAUUAUAAAUGAGUUGGUCGAAACCAAUUUGGUCAGUUCAUUAAACAUGUCAUUAUUAAUCUGUGGUAUAUCGUGUUGUAAUACUUUUGAUAGACAAAAUUUGAAUAGUAAAUUUUUAAAAGUUUAUGAAAAAUAUCAUGUUGGAAAUGUGAGGAGAAUUUGGGAUGUAGUUAAAGAAUCUUGGUCAAGAAAUAAGAAUGGAAAUAUAUGCAUUGAUUGGUUAGAUAUUUGCAAUGAUUUUGGUUGGAAAAUUUCCAUGUGUUAA
Molecule: messenger RNA, 1254 nt
Organism: Scheffersomyces coipomensis
Lineage: Eukaryota; Fungi; Ascomycota; Pichiomycetes; Serinales; Debaryomycetaceae
Gene: UGA33
Product: Uga33p
Exons: 1
Coding region: 1-1254 (417 amino acids)
Biological process (GO): positive regulation of transcription by RNA polymerase II
Cellular component (GO): nucleus
Molecular function (GO): transcription cis-regulatory region binding; DNA-binding transcription factor activity
Source: RefSeq, a predicted model, not a curated record